CCUGGAAGCAGGAGGGGAGCAGGAGGAAGAAGGCUGCACAGGCCGGAGAAGUCGGCGGAGCGCGUCGCGCCCCUGGCCCCCCGGGGACCAGGUCCGCCGGGGACCUGGCGGGGAUGGAGCGCCGAGCGGCCGGCCGGGGCAGCGCGCGGCGGCGGGCGGGAUGCGGCGGGCCGGCAGCCUGAGCUCCCCUGAUGGCCCGCGGCGCUGCGACCUGCGGGAGCGACGCGCGGCUGCAGCUGGGCCGGGACGCGGUGCGGCCGGCGCCCGCGCUCCUGGUCCCCGCCGUGCUGCUGGGCACCGCACUCGGCCUCGGCCUCGGCCUCUGGCUCGGCUGCCGCGCCGCCCGCCCGCGUCUGCGGCACCAGAAGGAUGACACUCAGAGUCUGCUCAAGAACUUGGAGUCUAACAUUCAGACCCCAUCGGAAACUGGCUCCCCAUCCAGGAGGAGGAAGAGAGAAGGGCCAGCUUCAAAGGAUGAGGAGGCUCUGGACGAAUGUGAGCCGUCUUUCAACAGCAAUAUCACAGCGUUUGCACUGAAGGCAAAAGUCGUCUAUCCCAUCAACCAGAAGUUCCGGCCUCUGGCCGAUGGUUCCUCCAACCCAUCUCUGCACGAAACCUUAAAGCAGGCGGUCUUGCCGAACCAGCCCAUGGAGGCAUCCCCUUCCAGCAGCCUGGGGAGCCUGAGCCAGGCCGAGAAGGACGACUGCAGCUCCUCAUCUAGUGUCCACUCAGCUGCCAGUGACGACAGGUUCCUUGGCCGCACCUUCCUGGGGGUGAGCAGCUUCCCCGAGGUGCUGACCUGCGAGAGUGUGGACCUUGACUUGUGUAUCUACAACCUUCACUUAAAAGACCUGCUACAUCUGGACGCAGCGCUGAGGCAGGAGAAGCACAUGAUGUUUAUUCAGAUUUUUAAAAUGUGCCUCCUUGACCUUCUUCCUAAAAAGAAAAAUGAUGAUGAAUUAUACCAGAAGAUUCUUUCAAAACAAGAAAAUGAUUUGGAGGAAUUAGAAAAGAGACUUCAGAUCAAACUGUCCAAUACGGAGAUGUUGGGUGCUGGGGACUCUGAAUACAUCACCCUGGCGGAUGUAGAAAAGAAGGAGAGAGAAUAUUCUGAGCAGCUAAUAGCUAAUAUGGAAGCCUUCUGGAAACAGAUGGAAAGCAUCCAGCACUUGCUGGUGGACCAGUUUAAGUGUUCCAGCUCCAAAGCCCGACAGCUCUUGAUGACUCUGACAGAAAGACUGAUCGCAGCUGAAGGGCUGCUGCAGGAUGCUCAGGAUUCACAGGCUCUGGACACCCUGGAGAGGACAAUGGGGCGAGCACACAUGGCCAAAACGAUUGAGUUCUUGAAGCUGCAGGUCCAGGAGGAGACCAAGUGCCGCCUGGCCGCCAUCUCCCGCAGCCUGGAGCUGCUGAGCGUGGAGGGGAAGCUGUCCGGGCGGCAGAAGGAGGAGCUGCUGACCCAGCGGCACAAGGCAUUCUGGGAGGAGGCGGAGCGCUUCAGCAGCGAGUUUGUGCAGCGAGGCAAAGACCUGGUCAAGGCCUCGCUGGUUCGCCAAGCGGAGGGGGCGGCAAGGCUCGCGCUGGCCCAGCGAGAGGAACAGAGGACCUUCCUGGCUGCGUCGCAUCAGGCUGGCCACCCCGCGGAGUUCCUCCAGGUUUUUCACGAGGUCCUGGAGAGGCAGAGGCUGAUUCAGAGUGACCUGGAGGAAGAGGAGAAUGUCAGAGCCACCGAGGCCGUGGCCGCGCUCUGCCAGGAGCUGUACCGCAGCACCAUGGAAACCUUCCAGAAGUUUGUGGACGUCCUGUUCCUCCAGACGCUCCCCCGAGUGACCGACCUCUCCCAGGCAGAGUGUGAAUACCUGAGGCAGGAGGCCCAGGAGAAUGCGGCCCAGCAGCUGGAGAAGUCGGAUCGCUUCCGGAGUCAGCAGUGGAAACUCUUCCAAGAUCUCCUGGAGCAAGAAAAGCAGGUGUGGAUGGAGGAGUACACACUGUCCACUGUGCUGCAGACACACCUGUGGGAUGACCAGGAGAGCAUCAUCCACCGAGUCUUGGGCCAACUUGGCAGCCUCAGUGAAGAGUCCACACAAUGCAUCCUGCAGGGGCAUGACCUGCUCCUGCGCUCAGCUCUCCGGAGGCUGGCUCUCCGCGGCAGCGCCAUCACCACCCUGACCCAGAUGAGACUGUCGGGGAAGAAGAGCCUUCUCCAGGAGCUGCGUGAGCAGCACGCCCUGGAGCAGGGCUCCUCGCAGUGUCUAGAUGAGCAUCAGUGGCAGCUGCUCAGAGCCUUGGAGGCGCGUGCCCUGGAGGAGGCGGGCAGGCUGGAGGAGGAGGCGCAGCAGACGCGGCUGCAGCUUCAGCAGCAGCUCCUGGCCGAGGCCCAGGAAGUCAGGCAGCUCCUGCAGCAGCACACAGAGCGGGCCAUUGGGCAGGCGCUGCUGGGCCACGUGCGCAACGUGGCCUCCAAGAGCCGGGCCAAGGACAGGGAUGACUUCAAGAGAACACUGAUGGAGGCGGCUGUGGAGAGCGUCUACGUCACCAGCACUGGCGUCGACCGGCUCGUGAACGCAUAUUACCAGCAGAUCGGGAGGGCCAUGCAGGACCACGAGGAGAGAAAGCUGCAGCAUCUGAAGACCCUACAGGGGGAGAGGAUGGAAAAUUUCAAGCUGCGGGGAAAGCAAGAACUCGGCGAUCCUUCGUCAGGGGCCAAGAUGGCAGGUGGAGCUCAGGAAGCCUCUGGAGCUGUGCACCAUAGGAUGUUGGCGCAGCAGAAAAAGUUCCUGGCCCAGUUCACGGUGCACCAGCAGACCCGCCGGGAUGCGCGGAAGCAGAAGGCGAGGGUCAUGGACCAUCUGGAAGCCCAGCUUGAGACCCAGCUACAGGAAGCUGAGCAGAGCUUCAUCUCAGAGCUGGCGGCGUUGGCCCGGGUGCCCCUUGCUGAAAGCAAACCGUUUUCAAAUAAGCGUGGGCUGUCAGAAAAGCCACUAAGGACCAAAAGGAGGAAGCCAGCACCCCGGGAGAGAGGGGACCUCGGGGGUCCCAAGGACGAUGACCCUGCCUCUGGGGGUCCCCCCUCAGGACUGCUCAGCAGCAAAAGUCUGAGCCAGCCGGAAAGUGAAGUUGGUGACGGCGAGAAUUCCAAGAAGAUGCUAAAGAGAAGAAGCAAUGUAUAGCUUAAGGCUGGUCGGGGGACGGAACCUGAAGACCCCGUCUGAAUGCCACCUGCCCCUCUCCCAGGCAGUGAGGAGGGACUGGCCACCCCGGGGUGGAGGGGACAGUGGGGUCACCCCUCUGCCCCCAGGCUUGCUGUGCAAGGAUGGAGAAUGGAUAUCAAAGUCCCAGAAAAAGGCUUAAAGGAGUAUGGCGGAGACGAUACCCACCCCUCACCCAGUGGUGGAAACGUGCCUUGUCCAGUUUUCCAGUGUCUCCUUGGCUUCGAGAUGUGGCUCCGUUCCUUGGGGAGCCCCUCCUUCCUGGUUCCCUGUCCCUCUCACUCCCCGUGUCCUGAUGUCACCCUGAACCUGCCUUCCCUGAGCGUUUAAUGGUCUCGUUCCCGCACUGGGGGCCUUCUGCUCACCAGCCACCCGGUGGAGUUCCGCUGCUGGUAAUAAAGGGGUCACCAGACAUUGCUGGUGUUUCCUGGGUCCGAGGCCUUUUCUCCUCCGUUGCCAUCAGCCCCGCUGUCUCUAUCCUAUACGCUGUGACCCCCUCGACCACACGGAUUAUCACCAGGAUCCACUCCUUUCUUUGGCUCAGCCAGCAGCUAAGGCCUGGUCUCAAUGAGGGGAGCUGAGUCUCAGGGCCCCAUGACAUAGACCAUGGAAUCCCUGGCCUGCAGGCCUGUCCUCACCCACCCUGGGGACCUGAGGACCCACAGAUACAUGAUGACGCGUGCACUAGUGUCUUCUGUUGGAGACACUUGCAGUGCUAGGAAGGAGGCCCUGCCCAGGAGGACUUCCCCUGGGAGGGAUGAGGACUUCUGACAGACAGUAGCCCUCCCCUAAAGAGACAUGCUUCUCCCAGUGGAGGCUGAGAAUAUUCAGAAGCUUCCAGACCAGCCACCGCCUUUCCCAUCUGGAAAGAAAAUUGCCCUUUUCAUCGAAAUCAGGGAUUCUCAGUCUUGGUACGAUGGACUUGGGGGGUGAGAAAAUUCUUUGUUUGGGGCUGGGGGCUGUCUUGUGCAUUAUGGGAUGUUUAGCAGCAUCGCUGGCCUCUACCCACUAGAUGCCGCAAGCACUCCCCAGCUGUGUCUACAAAAAAAUGUCUAAAUGUCUCCAAACAUUGCCAGAUGUUCCCUAGGGGGAAUCACCCACUGACCUAACUCAGAGUGUGCUGGCCCCGGGCAAGUCUGGGAUGAAGAGUUCAGGGGUUCCACAAAUUCCCAGUACACAGUGGGCUCCAGAUUAUAGAAGCCCCUGUCUCAGGGAUUUUCUGGACCGUUUGUGGUCUGAAUUUUUAUUUCUUAAUACCUUGAUUAGUCUCUCUUAGGAAAAUGUGGUCCCUAACAGAAGAAGUAAUCCAUGCUAGUUACAUCGUUGUCAGAGGAUCCUCAAAUCCCGACUGGUCACCAGGCGAAUUUCCCAAGUUAACCAACAUCUCCCUCUUGUGGCUAAAUAAAAUAUUUCCUUACUCGGCAGAGUCUUGUCACAAGUUUGGCUUCCUUCCUGCUAUAUUUUGAGAACCUGGUUUACAUAGAAAUUGCUUUUGUCACAUGGGUCCUGUGCAUAGAGGCUUUCUGCAGGCAGAUGCCUCCUGUGUUGGGAACGUCUGAUCUAGUGAUGUGACUUUAGUAAAUGCAGAUGCCCUGGCAACACCAGGAUCUCUGGAAGGUCACGAGCAGUACAGGUUGAGCCUCCACGGAGCUCUCAUGGGUAAUGUUGUUAAGCGUAGCUUCCUUAGCUCAAGGCAAUAUGUCACAUGUCACAUGCUGCUGGACUGCUUGGCACAGUGUGGGGCACAUAGCUCUCCAUGAAGGCUUGUGGACCCUGUUUUCAUCACAUCCCAAAUUGACGCUAGAGGUGCCUUUCAUGAUGGAACUGUCUUCUAGAUCAAAAUAAAAUGUGGCUUUCCAGGACAUGCAGCAGUGCUGGGCACAGGCUCUGGGACACCCAGGUGUGGAUGAGGGCUCAGGCCUGACCCUGAGCUGCAUGAGCACAGCUCACCCAGAGCCAGGGGAGAGGAGGAGCAGCAGGAAGACCCCGAGGACACAUCUCAGCCACCCUCCCUCCUUUUGGGUUGUGUCCCCGGUUCUUAUUAUGGGCUGUGGGUUGUUACAGUGAUGGAAGGAGGUGAAAAUGGAAGGGGUUCAUAAGUGAUGAUAUAAUGAGUGGAUUAAUUUUUAUACACAUGUAGCCUCUCUGAUCUGGCCUGAGUGAUAGGAUGAAGCCAGUGUGAUAUCUAAGAUCACUAGACUGUCCUAGGAGUCCUCCAGCCGGCCUGGCAUCUGUCUUGUCCUCAUCACCUCUGGGGCUGAUCUUGCUGCUGCUGCAGAAGCCUCCUAACUGCUCCUGCGCUUCCCUCCUGCCCUGUCCCACCCUCCUCUUAUCUGUCCACACUUCCUAAAACACAGAUCUGACGGGUGCUCUUCAGUGGCGUUCCCUUGCUCUUAGGAGAAAAAGCAAAUGUCAGUUGAUUGAACCUGGUGUACC
Molecule: messenger RNA, 5645 nt
Organism: Hippopotamus amphibius kiboko
Lineage: Eukaryota; Metazoa; Chordata; Mammalia; Artiodactyla; Hippopotamidae
Gene: EVC
Product: EvC ciliary complex subunit 1
Exons: 21
Coding region: 192-3170 (992 amino acids)
Biological process (GO): smoothened signaling pathway
Source: RefSeq, a predicted model, not a curated record